Molecule: messenger RNA, 624 nt
Organism: Blumeria graminis f. sp. triticale
Lineage: Eukaryota; Fungi; Ascomycota; Leotiomycetes; Helotiales; Erysiphaceae
Source: the annotation of a GenBank genome assembly
AUGUAUUACGCCUACAACUCUAUUCAUUCGCACCCAUUGCACGGUCCCCACAGCUUAUUUGUGGAAAUGUCAAAUAAGCGCUCUUCUACUGCAGCCCAGAAGCCUCCAACAUCGCUGGCUAAAUCGGUUAUCAUCUCAGAGCAAGCUUCACUAAUAGGCAUUAAUCAUAUUACAGUUGGUGCCAACACCGUUAUUCACCCUCGAAGCAAGCUGAACUCUAUGAAUGUGCCCAUAAGCAUAGGAAAUAAUUGUAUUAUUUCAGAGCGGUGUAGAAUUGGUCUUCAGGGUGACUCAUCAACUUCUGAAGUUUUGAGCAUUAAUAUAGAAAAUGGGGUCAUCAUAGAAACUGGAGCAGUCGUUGAAGCAAGUAUCAUUGGUGAAGGCUGCAUCCUGGAAGUCAAUUCCAAGAUUGGGAAAGGGGCUAUUCUUGGAAAGUUUUGCAAGAUUGGACCAUCAUGCGAAGUUAUCGACAAAGAAAUAAUCCCAGAUUUUACUGUGAUCUAUGGAACAGGACAACGCCGGAUAGAUACUAGCGGUAUUGAAUCCUUAAAAUUGAAAAUGGUGGCGAAACAGAUAGAUGUCCUAAGAAAGCUAAUCCCGAGUAGUGUAGCUCACUUUAAUUGA